AUGACUAUUCCUGUCAAGGGAGCAAGUGAAGGAGAUGUUGUUUUUCUUAAUCGCAUGAUUGAAUGGGAUAGUCAUAACCACAUGAUCCUCACAUGGAUUCGGAACACUUCCAUUCCCUCUAUUUCCAAUCUGAUGGGCAGCUUUGAUGAUGCAAAAUCUGCAUGGGAUAUGUUGGCUAAAAGGUACUCCACUACUCAUGGAUCCUUGAAAUAUCAGUUAGUGGACCAAAUUGACCUUUCUGAUCCAACUUGGACAUGCACAAAAGAUGCUCAGCAAUAUGCUUCCAUUAGAGAUGAAUUUCGCCUCUAUGAAUUCUUAAUGUCACUUCACAAGGACUUUGAGCCCAUUCGUGGUCAGCUACUCAAUCGCAGUCCUACUCCCUCUCUUGAUACUGCUGUAAAUGAGUUGGUUAGAGAAGAAGCUCGUCUUGCAACCCUUCAAGCCCAGAAUAAGCUCAAUGUUUUGGCUAUUACUCCAUCUACUCCACUCAUAGAGCAACCCCAGCAAUCAGGUGAUUCUUAUGGCUCUAGCAAUCGUCGCAAGCAGACCAACAAAAAGUUCUGCAACUAUUGCAAGCGUCCUGGCCACACCAUUGAGACUUGUUACCGUCGUAACAAAUCUACUGCUGCUGUUGCUAAUAUUGAGCCUACUCCGCCAAUGGCUUCCACCUUAGUUGAGUCCAAGAGAUCAUAG
Vitis riparia (riverbank grape) is the source of this 693-nucleotide messenger RNA. RefSeq lists its product as uncharacterized. Bases 1 to 693 code for a protein of 230 amino acids. The transcript is spliced from 3 exons. Gene Ontology annotation, molecular function: nucleic acid binding; zinc ion binding. The record is from RefSeq and is a predicted model, not a curated record. Lineage: Eukaryota; Viridiplantae; Streptophyta; Magnoliopsida; Vitales; Vitaceae.